AUGAAUUUUGAAUGUCAUCCUGGUCCUCUUAAUGCAUUGGUGUUGUUCUUGGACAAGAAUCACCGUGCGUUUGAGGUAUUCAAAAAUCCAACAACGUAUGAUGAGCCAAUAAAUAUUAGACGAUCAGAUCGAUCGUUCUGGCAGCAUAUGAAAGAAAAUCCAGUUGGUGGAAGGGUAGAAGGUUUAAUACAUGCAGCAGGAUUCAGCGGGAAACUGCAAAUUGGGUACAAGUAUGUAGACCACUCAUUAAUAACUGCGUUGGUUGAGAGGUGGAGGCCAGAAACUCACACGUUUCACCUUCCUUUUGGAGAAACGACUAUGACAUUACAGGAUGUCAACGUGUUGUGGGGGCUACCAAUAGAUGGGUUGCCUAUUUCUGGGGCUGACACUGGGUGCACAAUCUUACCUGAUAAUGCAAACCACCUGAUUGAUGUCAAAUUUUUAGAAUUUCUCGUAGACUUGCCCGCAUGUUCGGGAUAUAGUUGGGGCAGUGUUGUGUUAGCUCACCUUUACAGAAACCUUUGUAAUGCUGCAGCACCUAAUGCUAUAGCCAUUACUGGCCCAGUUGCGCUUUUACAAGUUUGGGUUUGGGAGAGGUUUCGUUGUUUUGCUCCUGCUGUUGCCCGGUUCCAGUGGAAGGGAAGCUUAACGUGUACAGAUGUUUCCACACAUUGUCUGAGAACAUAUAGAUCUCAGCUGCAAUCUAUGACCGAGGCAAUGUUUAAUUGGAGACCAUACGACGACAUUGUGGGUAGACUCCCCGAUAUUUGUCGGAGUGGUAUGGGAAUUUGGCGGAGUUGUUGCCCUCUGCUAUACUACUCGGUUGUGGAGCAUCACUAUCCUCAACAAGUGAUGAGACAGUUUGGCAUGUUCCAGUAUAUACCUAACCAAAUUGCCAUAGAUAAUAAUGAGCAUGCCAGGCUUCAUCCAUGA
This is a messenger RNA of Helianthus annuus (common sunflower), 933 nucleotides long. RefSeq names its product serine/threonine-protein phosphatase 7 long form homolog. The coding region runs from base 1 to 933 and encodes 310 amino acids. The record is from RefSeq and is a predicted model, not a curated record. Lineage: Eukaryota; Viridiplantae; Streptophyta; Magnoliopsida; Asterales; Asteraceae. Gene Ontology annotation, biological process: meristem maintenance; meristem development. The transcript has 4 exons.